UAUUGACGAGCAUCAAGAAGAUGAAGAAAUGGGGCAUUCGACGCAAGCUGUUUUUGCAUGGAUGGAAUCUGUAGAAGAAGCAAAGCCGGUGGAUUUCAGACCGCGUCAGUACACUUCAAAACCUACAGACGACGAGGGACAGAUACUAGAGUCCGUUCACCAUAUCUCUCAACCGAGCGCCCACGAGGAUGAAACCGAAGCUCACAAUCUUGAUAGAAGGGAGGAUUUGAGUGAUGAUACUGGCAUGAUUCGGCUUGAGAAGCAUGGUAUUGAAGUAAGAAUUCCACCAAACGAAGCAUACAGAGCAAAGGAUGUCACUGUCGAACCAAUCCAUGACAUUCCAUCUGAGUUGGCGCUGAAGGAAACGGAAGCCAUCAUUUGCGUCGGUCUAAGGUUGUCGCCCUCCGAUGCAACCUUUGACAAUCCUGUGACAGUAACGAUGCCCCAUUGUGGUAUUUUCACAAAGCCAGAGGCUGCGGAAGUCGUCAUUUAUUAUCGAAAGAAUGCUUCGGAAAGUUUUACGGCGAUUUCUUCUACCGACGGUGGCCCACGAUGUGUUGUAAGACAUCGCGACCUAGAUGUCUACAUGGACCACUUUUCCGAAAUUUGGAUAGUAGCUAUCAUCAAAUGGGCAUUCUUUGGAAAACGUGUUAUCUGUACACCAUAUAUUCCAGUGUCAACUCCGGAUAAUGAUGACCAUUUUAUGUUGUUCGUCCGUGUUAGAGAUGACAACAUCGGAGAAGGAGAGGUUGGUUUUCUUCCUUUUUGUAUUUUCUUCUACUUAAUUUGUUCUCCAUCGUCAUCUUCUUCGUUUGCAUUUAAAGUACAUAUACAACAUUUAGGUACAGUCGUAAACUUUCAUCAAGUUUAG
Messenger RNA from Strongylocentrotus purpuratus (purple sea urchin), 871 nucleotides. RefSeq lists its product as uncharacterized. Gene Ontology annotation, biological process: netrin-activated signaling pathway. Bases 29 to 871 code for a protein of 280 amino acids. Gene Ontology annotation, molecular function: netrin receptor activity. The record is from RefSeq and is a predicted model, not a curated record. The transcript has 3 exons. Gene Ontology annotation, cellular component: membrane. Lineage: Eukaryota; Metazoa; Echinodermata; Echinoidea; Camarodonta; Strongylocentrotidae.